This is a messenger RNA of Aspergillus campestris IBT 28561, 1173 nucleotides long. Its product is annotated as glycoside hydrolase 5 family protein. The transcript has 5 exons. The coding region runs from base 1 to 1173 and encodes 390 amino acids. The record is from RefSeq and is a predicted model, not a curated record. Gene Ontology annotation, molecular function: hydrolase activity, hydrolyzing O-glycosyl compounds. NCBI's taxonomy places the organism in Eukaryota, Fungi, Ascomycota, Eurotiomycetes, Eurotiales, Aspergillaceae.
AUGGGCAGUCCCGGCCGUCGUCAGGCUGCCAAGGGGUUUGUUACCACCUCCGGGACGAAGUUCCAACUCGAUGGACAGGACUUCUAUUAUGCAGGCUCCAACGCGUACUAUUUCCCGUUUAGCAAAAACCAAACCGACGUCGAGCUGGGCCUCACGGUAGCAAAGCAGGCGGGCCUAAAGGUAUUUCGCACCUGGGGAUUUAAUGACCGGAACGCCACCUUUAUCGAUGGUGGCCUGCCCGACUAUGGAGGCGAAGGGGCCGGUCCCACCGACGUCGUCUUCCAACGGUGGUCGAAUGGCACGUCCACCAUCGACCUGAAGCCGUUUGACAAGGUGGUCCACGCGGCGGAGCAGACGGGCAUCAAGUUGAUCGUCGCGCUCGUCAACAAUUGGGCUGACUACGGCGGCAUGGACGUCUACACGGUGAACUUGGGCGGCCAAUAUCACGACGACUUUUAUCGAGUGCCCAAGAUCAAGGCCGCCUACAAGCGGUACGUCAAGGAGUUUGUCACGCGGUACCGCCAUUCCCCCGCCAUUAUGGCCUGGGAGCUGGCGAAUGAGCCACGCUGCGAUGCCGACGGCGAGCGAAACCUCCCCCGCAGUCCCGAAGGAUGCACCCCGGAGCUCAUGACCGAGUGGAUCGACGAGAUGAGCACCUACAUCAAGCAGCUGGAUCGUCGCCACCUGGUCACCUGGGGCGGCGAGGGCGGCUUCAACCGCGAGUCGGACGACUGGGCGUACAACGGAGAGAACGGCGGCGACUUUGACGGGGAGUUGGCCCUGCCCAACAUUGACUUCGGGACCUUCCAUUCCUACCCGGACUGGUGGACCAAGACCGUGAAAUGGACGGACAAGUGGGUGCGCGACCAUGCCGAUGCCAUGCACAAGCAAGGCAAGCCGGUCGUCCAUGAGGAAUACGGAUGGCUCACCCCCGAGGCCCGGCGGGAGAAUCUUGGGACCGUUUCCAACAUUACCCGCAUCCAGGCCGUGGGCGGUUGGCAGGCGAUCAGUGUGGAGGAGAAGAUGCCGGACCUGUUUUGGCAAUUCGGGUAUUCAGGGUUCUCCUACGGCAAGAACCAUGACGAUGGUUUCACGAUCUUCCUGGACAGUCCGGAGGCCAAACAGCUAGUGUACCGGCACAGCAAAGCGAUGGACCAGCUGAACCAGCGCUAG